This is a messenger RNA of Camellia sinensis, 1140 nucleotides long. Its product is annotated as aquaporin PIP1-3. Gene Ontology annotation, cellular component: membrane. Gene Ontology annotation, molecular function: channel activity. Gene Ontology annotation, biological process: transmembrane transport. NCBI's taxonomy places the organism in Eukaryota, Viridiplantae, Streptophyta, Magnoliopsida, Ericales, Theaceae. The record is from RefSeq and is a predicted model, not a curated record.
AUCCUCACUCACACCACCUUCUCGAGCUUUUCUUUCUACUACUGUUUAGUUCAGUCUCUAAAAGGGAGAGAAAAACAGAGUUCUAGAGAGAAAAAAACAGAGCAACAAUGGAGGGUAAGGAAGAGGAUGUGAAGCUUGGAGCUAACAAGUUCACAGAGAGACAACCAAUAGGCACAGCAGCUCAGACAGACAAGGACUACAAGGAGCCACCUCCAGCUCCCUUGUUUGAGCCAGGGGAGUUGAAAUCAUGGUCCUUUUACAGGGCUGGGAUUGCAGAGUUCAUGGCCACUUUCCUCUUCUUAUACAUCACUCUUUUGACUGUCAUGGGUGUUGUUAGGGCACCUACUAAGUGUGCCUCUGUGGGUAUUCAAGGGAUUGCUUGGGCUUUUGGUGGUAUGAUCUUUGCCCUUGUCUACUGCACUGCUGGUAUCUCAGGAGGACAUAUUAACCCAGCAGUGACCUUUGGAUUGUUUCUGGCAAGGAAGCUGUCCCUAACAAGGGCUGUUUUCUACAUAGUGAUGCAGUGCCUUGGUGCCAUAUGUGGUGCUGGUGUUGUCAAGGGCUUCCAGCCAUCUAUCUAUCAGGCAAAUAAUGGUGGGGCCAAUUUUGUGGCACAUGGUUACACCAAGGGUGAUGGCCUUGGUGCUGAGAUUGUUGGCACCUUUGUCCUUGUCUACACUGUCUUCUCUGCCACUGAUGCCAAGAGAAAUGCCAGAGACUCCCAUGUCCCUCUUUUGGCUCCUCUUCCAAUUGGGUUCGCGGUGUUCUUGGUUCAUUUGGCCACCAUCCCCAUCACAGGAACUGGCAUCAAUCCAGCCAGAAGUCUUGGAGCUGCAAUCAUCUUCAACAGGGAUCAUGUCUGGGAUGACCAUUGGAUCUUCUGGGUUGGACCCUUCAUUGGAGCUGCUCUUGCUGCUAUGUACCACCAGAUUGUGAUCAGAGCCAUUCCUUUCAAGUCCAGGGCCUAAGUUGUUUGAACACUCCACUCCUUUAGAGUCUCACCUUGUGCCUUUGUUUUUGCACCCUUUUGUGUAAUUUCUUUUUUUCUCUUCAUGUGGACUUAAUCAUGUGUGUAAAUUAUCUAUGUAUUUUAAGCACGCGGCUUCUUAUGAAUGAAUAUUCUUGAAAUCGUUUUUGUUA